AUGCCCAUUGCUGCCAUUGUUGGCACAACUUAUCAACCUGCGUACUGGCUCACAUGUCAUGCUGUCCUAUGUGAGGACUCGGCAAUGUUCGCUACCUACACGCCCACAAGGAUGAAGGGCACAGGCGUGGUGCAAGGUCUCAAGUCAUUGGCGGCGAAGAUCCAUCCACAGCUACCAUUGAACACGAAGGAGUCGAACAGGCUGCUUACUGCCUUGACAAGCUCAUUCCGGACACAUCUCGACGAAGCCCACCCAACCGCUGCAAGACCUCGUGUCGAGCAUGCCAAUGAUGCAUCGACAAGGCAUGGUGGCGCAGGCGAGCCUCAAUCUCACAGCCUGCAUUCUUCUGCGGCGCACGCAGACCGGCAUCUGGCAUCGGUAUUGACGAAUCCACUGCUGGCGAAAGGUGGUCAACGGUUCGAUUAUGCCUCGGCCAAGAGAGAGCUCAUCGAGAAUCCCGCCAAGGACCCCAUUCAGCUUCUAGAGGAAUACCACGAGAGAAAUGCUGCCACUGUCCGCAUCGCCGAAGUCUGCCUGGAGCACUUCAUGAGUGGCCUGACCAAUAUGAGUGCAGAGUUGCGCAAAGCCCACAUACUGAAGUCAGAGCCGGGACGACGCGUGGCUUUGUGGUUACUGCAAAACAAGGUCUACGAGGCCGCUAACUACAUUGAUAAUACGCUUUUCCAAAAGCUGUUGGUCUAUUUCCUGCAUGAAGAAGACAAAGAGCAGAUUGUCUGGGACUGGAUUAGCCUCGACAUAAGAAUGCCUGGCAGUGAAGGACGUACUCUGCGGACCAAAUUGAAACAGGAAUUGCACAAUUAUCGUUGGCGCGGACGGCUUCUAUGUGCGUUGAUAUACGUCAAACUCGGGCUUUUGGAGAAUCGUGGCAGUCUGCCCGCAACCAACGAUCGUAUGCACGACGCGCUGGAUGUUUACUUCAAGGCUUGUGAUCUGAAGCUUCUAGGACGACAACGCAAAGACCACUUUGAAUGGACUCCACUGGGUGCUCCGGCCGUUGCACUGCACAGGCAACUGAUUCAGCUUCCACGCCCUCAUCCACGUGUUGACCUAGACGUGAAUCGAUACAACAGGUUUCGUGACGCAAUCCCUCUGUUUCUGGAAGGAGCGCCUCAGAUAUACUUUCUAGCCCAGUAUGCCAGCCUAGAUUUGUUCCAUCCUCGACGACAAUCUCCCGAUCGAGCUCUGCAAUUUUGGCGAGAAAUCCUGAACGACAGUCCUACAGCUUCUGCCUCUGCAUUCGUGCCUCGGCUUAAGAAUGGCGAUGGUAGCGCCGAGAUAGAACAGUGGUUCGGCUUACUCGCGCGGACUGUAUACGUGUUGCAAGACGAAGGUCGCAACCAGGAAGCCUCGUGGCUGAUUGGGCAAGCUCUCCCACUGUUCCCCAAGCAGGCGCCAUAUAUGAACAAAAGGCUGGACGAGUUUCGAGCCCGUGACAAAACCGCCACAUCAAAUCAAAGUCAGGAGCAUGCUGUUCGUGUGCCGUUCCCGACAUUCGUAUAG
Molecule: messenger RNA, 1521 nt
Organism: Fulvia fulva
Lineage: Eukaryota; Fungi; Ascomycota; Dothideomycetes; Mycosphaerellales; Mycosphaerellaceae
Exons: 1
Coding region: 1-1521 (506 amino acids)
Source: RefSeq, a predicted model, not a curated record